AUGCCGACAGCAACAACGGCCUUCCCCCCGCGACAGAGAUCGGGAUACCUGGCUGAGAAAGGCCCCCUAGCCACCGUGACCGACUCCCCCACACCAACCAUCCAGAAGCACAACGCCCCCAAUGACGGAGCCCCAGAAGAAGAAGCACCCCUACCAUACUGGCUCACCAACAUCCCGCGAUCCCAAUGGCCCCCCUCCUGCCCCAGCUACCUCCGCGACAUCUCCCAAAAGAACAUUGAGAUCCUCUCGACCCCGGACCAUCUCUACCAAAGACAAGGGUGGAACCUCGUCACAGAGCUCGUCCGCACGAACCGAAUCGACCGCUUCCAGCGCCUCCCCAGCGAUCUCCGCCGGUACCUGGAGUACAAGGCGCGGAUCGUCGCCGAACACGGGUCGAUCAUGCGCUUCGUCGUCAAGGAGCGAUUGCGGUGGGGGAAGGCUUGCAGAGUGAUUUGCGGGCCAAGGGGAGGCCGUUUGAAGGACCUCCGCAUCUUAUACAAUGACUGGCCAUACGGCCUGGAGCCGGAUAUCGUGCACCUGGUCGUGUGGACCAAGUUCCCGCUGGAGGACGAUCCGGUCGUGGAUGAUUUGACGCCGCGCGCGCGGCGCGAGAUCGACGGGUUCGUGCGGCGGACGUUCCAUGCGAAGAUGGCGCCGGAGCAGGUGAUCUGGUUCCGGAACUGGAGGUCGCUCAAGUCGGUCCAUGCCGUCGAGCAUUUCCAUGUCAUGUUGUAUCGGCCCCCGGCCGCGUUCUUGGAGGAGAUUACCCGCGGCGAUUGCCCGGCGCACGUGAUCGGCUAG
Molecule: messenger RNA, 801 nt
Organism: Aspergillus aculeatus ATCC 16872
Lineage: Eukaryota; Fungi; Ascomycota; Eurotiomycetes; Eurotiales; Aspergillaceae
Product: GIG1 family protein
Exons: 4
Coding region: 1-801 (266 amino acids)
Biological process (GO): N-acetylglucosamine metabolic process
Cellular component (GO): cytoplasm
Source: RefSeq, a predicted model, not a curated record